AACAUUGGUGUUGGCCCCAUGAGUGCUACCGAUCUGCCAAGUCAUUUAAACAGCCCAUAGGCCCAUUUACACCUUCUCUACCGCAUGUCACAGGGAGCCCUUUUCCUCCCAAUCUCCCAUAGCGUUUUCCUGAGGAAUUCAAGCGCGGGAGCAGUCGCCUCUCUAAACCCGAGUUAUAUACUCCAUCCGUAAUCCAGCUUCUUCUUCUAGCAGUGAUUGGAUUCGAGGUCCUUUUCAACCAAAUAUGAGUCGACCAAUGGAAGAAGAUGCCCCUGGGAAGAAUGAGGAAGAGGAAUUCAACACAGGGCCACUGUCUGUUCUCAUGAUGAGUGUCAGAAACAAUACACAGGUGCUCAUCAACUGUCGUAAUAACAGAAAGCUUCUAGGCCGUGUAAGGGCUUUCGAUCGCCACUGCAACAUGGUGCUCGAAAAUGUUAGAGAGAUGUGGACUGAGGUUCCCAAGACGGGCAAAGGGAAAAAGAAAGCCCAACCUGUUAAUAAGGAUAGGUUCAUCAGCAAGAUGUUUCUUCGUGGAGAUUCUGUGAUCAUUGUUCUCCGAAAUCCCAAAUAGAGGGUACUUUUUCCCCCUUUUUGUAAGUCGUUGCUUAGGAUGAGCAUUGCAUAUUUAACAUUGUGUUCUUUUUUCGCUUAAUGUAUUAUUCUAUCCAUGCGUGUUACUGCUAGAUGGUUCAUCUUAUGCAACCCCUGUCUGCACUCAGGAUUUCUACUCUUGCUGCGGUUUAGUUAUCCCAACAUAGACUUCUUGUGGUAGGAUAUUGUGGAAUGGCUUGUUAUUUUCAAUGUACUGUGACUAUGAAUGAGGCUACUAAGUUUUUUGCUUUAUUACUCUGCCUUUCCUGUACUUCUCUAUUCUCUAAUUGACUCUGUUAGUCUAAUAUCAUCUUGACCGAACACUAUCUACCUCCUAAUAACAUAUACUAAUAUGCAUAUGAUGCUGAAGUUGUCUGUGUAAGAUGCGUUUGGUAGCCGUGAUGAAGAAAGUGAGUUGUCGUAGAGGGCAUCUCUCCUAUUUAUUUGAGUGCAUAGAUGUAUACUGGUUAUUCUUUUUGAAGUUUAGAAAUUUAAAAGGCUUAUGUCUCUCAUGUAUGUUUUUUUAAGAAUGGGACCCUUGAUAUGACAUUCUAGGUUCGCCACGGGUAACCAUAAUAUUUGGCCUAAUUUCCAUACAGACAGAGAAUGCAACAUAAAUACUUAAGUAAGGUUUCACUUUUGCGAG
Messenger RNA from Cuscuta europaea, 1237 nucleotides. The record is from the annotation of a GenBank genome assembly. Lineage: Eukaryota; Viridiplantae; Streptophyta; Magnoliopsida; Solanales; Convolvulaceae.